Messenger RNA from Pistacia vera, 618 nucleotides. RefSeq lists its product as uncharacterized. Lineage: Eukaryota; Viridiplantae; Streptophyta; Magnoliopsida; Sapindales; Anacardiaceae. The record is from RefSeq and is a predicted model, not a curated record. Bases 1 to 618 code for a protein of 205 amino acids. The transcript has 4 exons.
AUGACUACACAACGAAGUUCUUUGUACACAAAUGAAGAAGACAUGCAUCUAUGUCAUAUUUAUCUUGAUAUUUCUCAAGACUCGAUUUUAGCUAUUGGCAAAUUGAGGGGAUACGUAUGUCAAAUUGAAAAUAUGAAUCCAAGUGGUGCUUCUGAGCAAGAUAUUAUGAUUCAAGCCAAAAUGUUACUAGCACAAGAUAAAAGUUACGAGAAAGGUUUCAAAUUUGAUCAUGUGUGGCCUAUACUUAAGGAUAUUGAAAAAUUUACAGAUAAUGUUAACGCCACAGAAGUAUUUCAAAGGCAAAUCGAUAGGUUUGAAACACAAGAAUCAGAGACUCCCACUUUAAAGUCUCCCCAAUCGAUGCCUUGUGACAUAUCGUCAAAUUCUCUAAACAUAAGUGAUGAAAAUAUUGGGGGUAGUUCAGCUCAACGACCCCUUGGGCUCGCUGCUAUUUUCAAUUGGGGCAACUCAGCUAGGGCACAAAAUUAUGAAAUCCAAAUGAAAAAAUUGCCUUUGGCAGAAUAUCAAGAAGAUAACAAAAUUUUAUUCAAGGAUUUGAAUUCUAUAACCGAUCCAAGCCUACGUGAGUUUUUUUCAAAAUCAGCACAACCAGCCUAA